AUGCCACCAAAACGAGCAAGAAAGAAGUCAAAAGCUCUCAAAGUGGAGCGGUCAGAAAAUGAUGAAUGUGAUGAAAAGCACCAAAGUGGAUUAAAUCAUACUAUUUUAUUGAACCCUACACUCAAAAUAAAAGAGAUUGUUGAACUCGGUUCAUCAGCCACAUUGAGGAAAUGGAGUGCGAAUUUUUCAGAAAAUUUAGACUGGUUCCAUGCGCAGAAAGGCGCACUAAAGGAUAUCUUAAGAAAUGCAGGUGUACCGGAAAAGUCGGUGCCUAAAACUCCACGCCGAGGUGCAGUGGCAUUCGCCCGCCUUCGAGAAACGGCGGAAUCGUAUACCAACUACUCAUUAAUUUUUGAAGACAGGACGGAGAAGGAGAAUGAGGAGAUUGACGGUCAAGUUGAGUACGUUACAACUGAACUUGCAGCUGUCGAAUUUGAUUUGAUAAUUGCUGAGGAAUUGAAAACCAUGGCAAUUUACAAUGCGCAACUGUGUUUUGUCUUCUCUUGGCUUCUGGAUACUCCAAAACUGCCACCUCCAAGGAAAAAUUUGGAGCUUAAAUAUGUUUUUGAUCUCUGCUAA
Molecule: messenger RNA, 579 nt
Organism: Strongylus vulgaris
Lineage: Eukaryota; Metazoa; Nematoda; Chromadorea; Rhabditida; Strongylidae
Source: the annotation of a GenBank genome assembly